Molecule: messenger RNA, 824 nt
Organism: Brachypodium distachyon (stiff brome)
Lineage: Eukaryota; Viridiplantae; Streptophyta; Magnoliopsida; Poales; Poaceae
Product: histone deacetylase complex subunit SAP18
Exons: 7
Coding region: 194-649 (151 amino acids)
Biological process (GO): negative regulation of DNA-templated transcription
Cellular component (GO): nucleus
Molecular function (GO): transcription factor binding; transcription corepressor activity
Source: RefSeq, a predicted model, not a curated record
AACUGCCGAGCCCAUCCCGUAGCUUCCCCCAUACGUCCCAAAAUCCCAAGACUUCUUCCAGAGACAUCCACGCCGCCGGCUACUCUUCUUCUCCCCCUUCCUACCCUCGAAGAAUCAUCCAUCGAGCGGCGGCCGGCGGCGAGCGGCAGCAGAGCAGAGCAGGGGGGGAAAAUCUCGCUUUCCGAGGAGAGAGAUGGCAGGCAUGGGCGAGAUGCACAUGAGGCCGCGGCCAGGCCCGCCCAUGCAGCACCGUGGCCCGCCCCCGAUGGCGCGCGCCCGCCCCGAGCCCAUCGACCGCGAGAAGACCUGCCCUCUUUUGCUCCGGGUCUUCACAAAGGUUGGUGCUCAUCACCUAAACGAAGAUUUUGCUACAAGAGGGAAGGAGCCAAAAGAUGAAGUUCAGAUUUACACAUGGAAGGAUGCCACGCUCCGCGAGCUCACUGAUCUUGUGAAAGAGGUUGCUCUGCCAGCAAGGAAAAGAAAUGCGAGGCUGUCUUUUGCUUUUGUGUACCCAGAUAAAAAUGGCCGGUUUGUUGUUAAACAGGUGGGUUCAACCUUCUCUUAUGGUCAUGGAAGAGGGGAUGAUGCCAAAUCUCUUGCAGAUCUGGGCUUCCAGAUAGGGGAUUACUUGAGUGUUUCGAUCCAGUGAGCUCACUUUCAUGCGGAAUAGUGUGUAUCACCGUAGUUUGUCAUGCUGUGAUAAUGUAAUAUCUUAAUCUGUGUGUUCAAAGGUUCUCCUUGGUAGUAGGGAAUUGCAACCAGAACUGCCUGUAAUACUGUCAACUUUGGAAUUAAAUUGGCAUUUUGAACUCCAUUAAGUGUCA